This is a messenger RNA of Cadophora gregata, 2262 nucleotides long. RefSeq lists its product as uncharacterized. The record is from RefSeq and is a predicted model, not a curated record. Lineage: Eukaryota; Fungi; Ascomycota; Leotiomycetes; Helotiales; Ploettnerulaceae. The coding region runs from base 1 to 2262 and encodes 753 amino acids. The transcript has 8 exons. Gene Ontology annotation, molecular function: oxidoreductase activity.
AUGACAUACCCCAUCACCGGCAUCAAGAAAGGCCUCGGGCCAGGGGAUAAAGUACCCGUGCGUCGAGAAAUCGACGAGUGGUGGGCAUCCAAAGAGAAGAUUGAUGUCUUCCAGAAAUCAUUGUUCAUCUAUGCCUUGAACGAAUUCCAACAGAUGGACCCAGAUGACCAGCUAUCUUAUUUCGCAGUUGCAGGUAUUCACGGCCAACCUUUGGUGUCCUGGGAUACCAAAUCUCCCAAGAACUCAUGGUAUUGUACUCAUGGUAGUCCUCUAUUCCCACCAUGGCACCGGCCAUAUUUGGCGCUGUAUGAGCAGAGACUGUAUGAAAUCAUGCUCAAGUUGAUUCCUACAACAUUCGCCCUGGAGGAUCAACCAGCCAUGAUUCAAGCAGCAGAAACAUGGAGACUUCCUUUCUGGGACUGGGCGAUGCGAAAGCCUGAUUGGCACUUUCCCAACGAUCGCCGUCGUGAUGGCCCAAAUGUUCCUUUCAUCAUCACCGUUCCUACAGUUGAGGUCAUGACGAAAACUGGUGUUGCGACUGUCAGCAACCCCAUGUGGAGGUAUAAACUUCCCAACGAAGCGACGUUUGGUGAUUUCGGCAUCACGAGAGACCAAACCCUUCCGUUUAAUGUUUGUAAAGCCACAAGUAGACAUCCCACAACCUUCAAUUCACGAAGUCCCGAUUUUAUCUCAGCUUGGGUCAACGGUGAGAAGCAGAACUGGGACAGAAUCACAGGAGAACUUCGGGGUUCCCGCUCUGUUGUUAGUAAUACUCUGCCAGAAGCUGUGUACAGAUUGUUCCUUGAGGAAUAUCUACCAACUUAUAACGCAUUCUCGACGGAGGGAUUUGUCAAGGGUCAGCCUCCUACCCAGUACUCAUCUCUCGAGGAUAUUCAUGGACAGCUCCAUGUCUUCUCUGGCGGAUCUGGCCAAAUGGGCCGUGUCCCAGUUGCAGCUUUCGAUCCGAUCUUCUGGAUGCAUCACAACAACGUCGAUCGGCUAUUCGCAAUGUGGCAGGACUUGUACCCAAACAAAUACGUUCAGCCAUUCCGCACCUCAGCGGGGCGAUUGAUUGACCCUAACAUCCCACUCGCUCCAUUCAGUAGGGAUAGUCAAGGAACUCCAUGGACUGCUGGUAGAUGCAGGAACCUUCAGGACUUGGGGUACACAUAUCCCGAGUUGCAGAAGUGGCUCGACAUCUACAAGACUAACGGCCAAUUCGAUACCGUGAAAUAUCAGAAGGCGCUCCGAACCACCAUAGAGCUUAAGUAUAGUACCACUGGUAAAUCUACUCUCCAACUGUCUGAGAAUGAGGGGGUCGCGAUCAUGCAUUUGUCCACCAUUGCUGCUACCAAUCUCAUAGUUGAGAACUUCCCUCCAGCACUUGUUGAGAAGGCCCAGGAGCUCCAGCCAAAUGAACCGAAAGUGCAAUCUAUUCUGGGCAAAGACACCACCAGCACUGCAGCAGUCCCAGCCCCCGAAGUCAAGCCCCAGACCGGGACUCCCAAGAUUGAACCGGUGGCACCCGAAGCACAAGCACAAGUCGCUUCGAGCUCUUCUUCUCGAGAAACGGUACUUGUCGUGCCCGCUGCUGCUGCAAACCAAGCACCGAUUGCUGCAGAAUCUCAUAAACACGCAGCUACAAGCGCCAGCACAAUCACAGAGUCCGUCAUUGCUCCACAUCCUCAUUCUCAUCCCGAUGAGAAGUGGACUGAGAAUGACUAUAUCGUGAAUGUCCUCUACGAUAGAUUUGCACUCGACGGCUAUCCAUACAUCAUACGUAUCUUUCUUGGAGAUGUUCCAGAAGGUCCAACGUUCUACUUCGCAGAUACACCCACUCAAGUCGGUUGCGUGUACAACUUCAGCGCCCCAGCCGAGUUCCGUGGUGAUGGCCCGGAAGGCUGUGCCAAUUGCCACCGCCAAAGGCAAGACCAUGAGUUAUCCACCGGGCAGGUGAUCUUAACAGAUUACUUGGUCGAGCACAUCACGAAGAAUAUCCAAGAGCGAGGUCUCACCUUGCAGAGCUUGUCACGGGAAGACGUGGUGGGAUACCUGAGACAGAAUUUGCACUGGCGCAUUUCCGACAUUGACGACAAUGUGAUAUUGAAGGAGAACAUGCCAUCCUUGAAGAUCUCGGUCGCCAUGGGUAGAGCAACUCAUUUCCUUGCGGCGUCUGUCCCGUCCAGGUACGGCGACUAUGAAGUCUUGUGGGAGAUCACUGAGAACCGCCUUGCAGGUGCUUCUCCUGGAGAUUUGAAUUAG